Messenger RNA from Sceloporus undulatus (fence lizard), 4318 nucleotides. Its product is annotated as zinc finger protein 883-like. Gene Ontology annotation, molecular function: DNA-binding transcription activator activity, RNA polymerase II-specific; RNA polymerase II cis-regulatory region sequence-specific DNA binding. The coding region runs from base 238 to 1512 and encodes 424 amino acids. Lineage: Eukaryota; Metazoa; Chordata; Lepidosauria; Squamata; Phrynosomatidae. The record is from RefSeq and is a predicted model, not a curated record. Gene Ontology annotation, biological process: regulation of transcription by RNA polymerase II. The transcript is spliced from 7 exons. Gene Ontology annotation, cellular component: nucleus.
GGAUCCCUUCCACUCCUCGGGAUCUCUCUCCCCACCGAGACCGGGCCCCGCAGGGAACAACAACAGACCCCAAACCCAACAACAUCAGCUAAAACACACACAUCAGUCCCAAAGAACAAACAAAGACGUGGAAACAUGGAAACAAUCCACAUUUAAAAUUCAUCAUUUAAGUUAUAGAAGAAACCUAUCAUUGACAGAAAUAAGGAUAAAUAUUCCAUCUGGGAGGAAAGCUUUUUCAUGGAAGUCUUGUUAAAACCUAGAGUCUUUAGGCUACAGAAGCAGUAUCCAUGCCCUGACUGUGGGAAGAAUUUCAAGCGCAAUUCACACCUCGUUCGUCAUAAGAGAUUGCACACUGGAGAGAAACCCUACAAAUGUCCUGAGUGUGGGAAAAACUUCCGACAAAGCACUGAUGUCACCACACAUCGGAGAAUCCACACAGGGGAAACACCCUAUCGCUGCAACGAUUGUGGGAAAAGCUUCCGCUACAGGACUGGCCUCGUGAAGCAUCAGAAAUGCCAUGAGGAAGAGAAAACCUAUAAUUGCCGGGAAUGUGGCAAAAGCUUCAGCAGUGAUUUGGUUUCAAACACUUGCCAUGUCAAUGGAGAGUCCUAUAAAUGUGCUGACUGUGAUAAAAACACGAAGAGCUCAGAUCUUCUUGUACAUGUAGCUAUCUCUGCGACAGAAGAACCAUAUGAAUGCUCUGACUGCGGCAAAAGCUUCAGCAGCAGCUUUCAGCUUAUUAGACACAGAAGCCUGCAAAACAGAUUUCUUCUUCCUAAUGCUAAUGCUCUCUUCAGCCUGGACUCAGGAGAGGAGCCUUUGCAGUCAGAUCACCAGAGUGCAGAAGAAAAAGAGAACCCAGGAAACGUUUGUGAAGUUUGUGAUUGCAUCCUGGCAACAGAACAUGAAGAGGAGGAGAACUCGUGUCCUGCAAGAUUGCACCGGACAUUAUUGGGAAGACUCCAUUGCCUUGAUUCACGAAGGCUCAGUUUUGAAAAGUCUUGGAAACAGUCAGGAAUGACUGAAAGUGAAUCCUCUGAAAAUAAGGAAACUGAUCCAGUCUUCUACCUCUCGGAGGAAAAUUACGUGUGCUGCAUUUGUGGGAAUAGUUUUCAGUGUGAUUCUGAGCUCACCACACAUGAACAGAUCCAUACGGGAGGGGAGCCUUUCCAGUGCAGCAUCUGUCAGAAAAAUUUCCACGACAGGCCAGAAGUGAGUGAACACCAGGAAGGUCACUCUGAAGAGAAACCCUUUAAAUGCCUUGACUGUGGUAAAAGUUUCCGCCAUCAGUUGGCCUUCAUUAGACAUCAGCGGCUUCAUCCCAGGGUGCUCACUUGCAAGCCGGGUCAUAUGUAUUUUGCAGUCCUGCCACCACACCACUCAGAAGUGAACAUUGAGGUCAUAACUGAGACACCUGAAACUCUUGGCUACAAUUGUAAGCAAAAAGAUCCCAAUUCUUUUUGGACCAUGGAACUGGUACAAGGGACACAAAUAUAUUGGGCUCCCCCAUAGGAGCCCAGGGUAUCUUGCAGCAUGACAUUUCAGAUGUGUUGGAUUUUCUUCCUCCUUGGGUGCAGGCUGACUGAAGGACCACAUUCUCCCAGAUGAGGCUACAUAGAUUUUGAGUACUUUGGGGAAAGCCCUGCUCUUCAUUCUGCUGUCUUCAGAGACGUGUUUGGUGGAGGAUAAGGGAGGGCAUUCUCAGUAUCUGGACCCAGGUUCUAGAACUCUCUUAUAAAGGAAAUCUUAUUCUUCAUGUUUUCUGGCACCUCAAUAUUUCCCAGCUUAAUAUGAAUAUGUCUCAGCUUAGGUGUUCCUUCAACUCACAUACCUUUUGCAUGGUAAAGAAAUCAGAUGGAUUUGUGUAUCCAUGGGGAAGAAUCCAUUUGCUCCUCACAAAAUUACCAAUGGAAUGAAGGCAACUUGGCACAAACAUCAGAUAUUUGCAAGGCUUGGGAUACCUUUUGGAAGAAAAAAUUGACAAAAAAUGACGUGGACAUUUUUAAAAGGUGUACACCUCUUUCCCCCUUUCUGCGUUGUUGACGUUCCAACUUCAUCAUGGGAAUCAUUCCCCCAACUCCUUUGAGACCUCAGCUUUAUUUCCAACCUCAGAGGGGGAUUUCUGCUCCUUCCCCUGGCUGUUAGGAUCUUGUCUCUAGAUUCACAGAAUUACUGUCAAAGGCAAUCUAUGCACAGCCAAAAAUGCACGUAAACCCAUUUGAUUAAUAGUGUAAUCCUACACAUCAGAAGUGAUGGCCCUUCAGAUAUUAUUGGUCUGAGAGCAGAAAUAAUGGGAGCUGGAGUCCAAAAUCUUCUGCAGGGGCACAAAUUAUGUAAUUCUCUUAUAUGUAACUACCCUAUAGUCUGCUUGGACUUACUCGAGGUGAGUGUGUAGAGGAUUGGAACUUUAGAGGAUUAAUGUUAUUAAAGUGCAUAGAUUUAAUUUAGAAGAAUUUUAAUACUAUUAUAGUUAGAGAAAGAAGAGCAAUGGACAGCACACACUAAAAGAUGAAGCACCUUUACUAUGUUCUGGAAUAAUGUUAAACCAUAAAACUGAUAUACAAGGAAGACAUCUUGUAUUUUUAAUUUGAACCUGAGUAGGGAAGUAAAUUCUUUUAAAUAAGAUUUUUUUUGGCAACCAUGUGUCUGUUUGUAGAAUUUAGUGCUGAUGCUUUGUCCUGUAUUUUGCCGUCUCAGUCAUUUGUAGGUGUUCUUGUGCUCCUACAGGUGACAAAGGUGUGUGGGUUUUGGAAGAAAAAAAGUUCAGUGCUUUCAGGAAAAAAGGAGAAGAAGAAAAGUUCAGUGCUUUCAAGAAAAAAAAGAGUGCUAUUGAAGAGAUACCAAGAAAUCAUGUUCCAAUAUCUGCAACAGAAAAAAAAAAUGCAAGAGAGGCCAUACAGGCAAUGGAGCUCUUCAAACUUCAUAUUGUUUUGCAGAAGGGAGUCUGUCUUCAGCACUUUCCAGAGAUUUCUUUGAUACUUGUGUCCUAGCUUAGAAACCAUAUGAUCAAGGAAAAACACACUAGCUCCACAUGGUUGAGAAUGUUUCAAGCAAUGUUCUCACUUCAUUGCACAUCACAGAUUCCACAUUCGUGAGAAGGAGCCAACGCACAGAUAAUAUGGACAUCUUUAUACCAAACAGAGGAAUCCCUAGAAGGGCAGACCCAACCAUUUCACCACCUCCCUCAGGAUAAGCUGUGAAGGAUCAUCAGUUCUGAUGAGAUUCUCCAGGUUACUUUUACCAUUGAGUUACUUUCUUCCAGUGUGCAAGCCCUAGCUUAUAUCAGAGAAGCCAUGCUAGCGGGGGAAUCUGGAGAUAGGGAAAAAAUGUGUUAUUACUUUAUAUUGCUGAAUCAUGUAUUAAUUUUUUUGUAAUCUGUCUUUAACCUCACAUCAUUGGACUGCACUACAAAUGAGGACAUCAAAUUUUGUUUUAAAAAUUAAUAAUAUUUUCCCUCCCAAGAAUUUUAAGUCAGUUUUCAAAAGUAUCCAAAGUGAUCUCAUUGUAUGCCAAAUUUGAUUUUGAAUAUAGUCUUAUUGGUGCUACAUUUAGUUCUGAUUUAGACCCCUCCCCAACUAUUCUUAUGGCAAAAAAAAUCUCCUAAUAGGCUAGAGUAGAAAUGAUUAAAAUAUGUAGAGUACAACAAACGUGUUUAGGUACUGUUGUGCAAAAAUAAUUGAAAUUGUCCAUAUAAUUCUGUUACUCCUCCAUUUGCAGCAUUUACUCCAAAAUAUGUACCCCAAAGACCAUUUGUGAUGCAUGGACUCUCCAAAGCAUUUUUAAAAUUGAGAAAAAUGAUAGAUAGAUAGAUAGAUAGAUGAUAGAUAGAUAGAUAGAUAGAUAGAUAGAUAGUCUCCCUGGUAGCUACCACAGGGUACUGCUCUCAUAGAAUCAGAGUAGGAAGAGACCACAGGGGCCAUCCAGUCUAACCCCCUGCCAUGCAGGAAUAAACAGUACACAAGCUUUGAACUGAAACAAAUCCCCAAUGGCACAUUGAUUUACAUGUGGCCUGCAAGACUCCUGUGAAAAGGAAGGGGCAGAAGUAGCUGUUAGACCCUCUGUGACUAUCCCUCUCCUCUCAUAUACAGAAGGACUAUAGUUUACUAGUAGAAUCAUAGAAUCGUAGAGUUGGAAGAAACCUCAAGGGCCAUCUAGUUCAACCCCCUGCUGUGCAUGAAGACACAAUCAUAGUAUGCCCCAACAGAUGGCCAUCCAGCCUCUGUUUAAAGACCUCCAAAGAAGGAGACUCCACCACACUCCAAGGGAGUGUGUUCCACUAUCAAACAGCUUUUACUGUUAGGAAGUUCCUCCUAAUGUU